Molecule: messenger RNA, 2299 nt
Organism: Thamnophis sirtalis
Lineage: Eukaryota; Metazoa; Chordata; Lepidosauria; Squamata; Natricidae
Gene: MRPL42
Product: mitochondrial ribosomal protein L42
Cellular component (GO): mitochondrial large ribosomal subunit
Source: RefSeq, a predicted model, not a curated record
GCACCAUGCCAUUUAAAUCAGAAAGGAAGAAGGAAAGUUUGCGCUGAUAAACUAUGAAAACGAAACUAAUCGGGAAAACUCCCGUGCUAAGGUCUAUCAUUACACACUCGGACGCUACCAAUUGGACUGUCUUCUCAUCCGAACUACAUUUCCCAAUGUCCUUUGGUGGAUCUUGAGGGGUUCCCGGAAGUUAUUCCUAGAAUUCGUCUAUGUCAUAGAGAUCCGGUGUCCUCUAUGUGGAAUGAAACCUGAAUUGAUUUCUCCAAAUUCCACUCUUUGACUAGCUACCAUGGCCACAGCCUCAAGGAAGUCUGUUUUGCAUUUGGCAACUUUCAUCAGGAAGCAUUUGCUAACUGCUCCUGUAUUUGCAGAUGCAGCCAUAUUUCAUGCCUGUUCCAAAUCUACAUAUACACCACUUCCUGAUGACUAUAAUUGCAAAGUUGAACUUGCUAUGACAUCAGAUGGAAAGACAAUUGUUUUUUAUCACCCUUCAGUGGACAUUCCAUAUGAACACACAAAACCCAUUCCACAACUAGACCCUGUAACCUAUAAAGAAGAAACACAUGAACAAGUCCUGAAAUCUAAAUUAGAAGACGAGAAAGACUACAAGAAGGAGCCCACAAUUGAGACACUUAGUAAAAUGUUUUACACAACCAAACAUCGCUGGUAUCCUGUUGGACAGUAUCACAGUAGACGCAGGAAAACCAAUACUCCCAAAGACAGAUGAAAUUACAUUUGUCUUUAUCAUCAUGGAAAACUUCCUUUAGAUUCAUUCAUUCAUUCAUUUCUAACUAAAUUUCUCUAGAUAAUUUGUAGAAUCUAGGGAUUCUGAUUUAUAUGCAAAAUAGAAGUUUCAUUCCCAAAUAUUGCUAGCUGAGAUGAAUUGGUAUGUGAACCACCAGAGGGCACUAUUGUACAAGAAUUCAGAUUUACUACACUUUUUUUGGGGGGGGGGGAGAAAUCUGUGGGUGUGGGCAUGUCAGAGAAUAUGUUAAUAAUAUGCAGCCAAAACAGAAUAAAAACUAAAUAAUAAACUUUAUGAAAAGUACCCGAGGACCUUUGCUUCUUGUUACCUCCAUUGAAAAUUAAUUUUGUAUCCCUAUAAAAAUAAUGAGCAGAGUUUCUAUUCCAGAAACGUCUGUAAGAUUGUCAGAAUCAAAGUGACAAAAAAACAAAUGUACAGUAUAAAUGUAGCCUGCUAUGGGCCACACAUAGGAUUUGGUUCUCACACUGUAAAAACUAAUGCAAAUUAAAAGAAUAGAAAGAAAGUAGAAGUGCCGAAAAGAAAGAAAAGAAAAUAGAAAAAUAAGGAUAAAAAAAUAAAUAAUUUAUUAACUUACUAUCUCUUAAAAUACAAAUGAUCUCUUUCCAUAUCCCAUCCCUUAUCUAUAUACAAAUCCAUAAAACACCUCAAAAGUCCUUUUUUGACAGUAUUAAUAUCAGAAUCCUUUUUUCCCCAAAGAAAUAUCUUCAAUAUGUCCAAUGUUAGAAUAUUUUGUUCCAUUCUGUAAUUUUACAGUCAAGUUCAUGUCUUCUUGUCUUUGCAUUAUAAUCUUUGAGUUUCAUUGUGUCCAGUUUUUAAAAUCUCAUUCUAUUUUUUUAAUCAGACAUUUUUCCACAGGAAGAGUUCUUUAUAAUUUCAAAAUAUUAUUUCAAAUUCAUCUAGACCCUUAGUCCAUUUGUAACUUUCUAAAAUCAAAUUUUAAUUACCUUUUCCCUGCUUAUUCCAAAAAAUCUUUUGUAAAUUCUCAAAUUAGUAGUUAAAACUUUAUUUUGCUAAGGGUUGAAGGGAAACUCAUUGCAUGCUGUCAAAAUUAUCAAUAGAAAGAUUUCUAAUAGUUGAAAACUUAUUUGAGCCUUAUCGUAGCUUAUUCCAUGAUUAACCAAACUAUGGCUAAAUGAGAGGCAAACCCAACCUGAAAGCCAGAUGAAGGACUGAAAAAUACUUUAUUAGAAGCACAGGAAACAAUGUUAUUAGCAUUGUAGUUUUUAAUAAGAUAAGAAUCAGAUAAAUACCGGUAUAUUUUGUGAAAAUAUUCCACAAGGGUCAACACUGGAAGGGAAAAAAAGAAAGCAUUAUAUUGCUUUUAUAUGGAACUGGCCUGCAAAUUCUUAUGGUGAUUAUAAAACUAUGGAAGCUUGAGAUUAGCUAUGCAGAUUUAUUUUGGAGGAAUUAGGAUGUUCAGCUCAUGUUUAUUUCUAAGCCCAAUGUAGUGUCAGCAUACUAUGAAAAUGUGAAAUGCCCCAAGUGCUCCCCCUUAAAUGUAUAGAUAAUUCUCGACUUAUGAUCACAAUCGAG